This is a messenger RNA of Eutrema salsugineum, 734 nucleotides long. RefSeq lists its product as uncharacterized. Lineage: Eukaryota; Viridiplantae; Streptophyta; Magnoliopsida; Brassicales; Brassicaceae. Gene Ontology annotation, molecular function: zinc ion binding. The record is from RefSeq and is a predicted model, not a curated record. The coding region runs from base 159 to 623 and encodes 154 amino acids. The transcript is spliced from 2 exons.
GGUUACACGACCCGACUCUAAACCCAGCUAAAAGACCCGCCAUAUAUCCCGAUGAACACCUAAAACCCCCAAAUCGAUUUUGAAAGCAUAAGAACCCUAAAAUCUUAUUUUUCGUACCAACUAGACCUGCGAUACAUCCCUAUUCAUCGUUGAAGAAGAUGAGCCAUGAAUCCGGAGCUUCCAGUGGAACAUCAUAUUCUGGAACUCGAGGAAGAGGUAUCGGCGUACCGAGGAGAUGUUGGUGUGGCGAUCAAAUUGUGGCAAAGAUCUCCAAAUCCGAUGCGAAUCCGUACCGGAGAUAUUAUCGGUGUGCUUAUGCUGUCGCACAGAAGCUUACAAAUGAUAAGCACGAUUUCAAGUGGGUGGACGAGGCUUUGCUAAAUGAGAUAGAGGCAUUGGGUUCUCGAGCAGGAAGACUUGAAGAUGAGUUAAAGCAAAUAUGCAGAGAACGAAUGGAGCUUGAGAAGAUGAUGUUUGAGAAGAUGCAAAUGAAACUAGAGCAAGAGAUAUUUGAGAAAGUGGAAGAAGCACUUCUUGAAACCAAAUCGAACUUGAAGAAAAUGAUGGCUGUUGUUUGUUUUGGGUGUCUGGUCAUUGUUUGUUGCAGUAAACUAGUCGGUUGAGUUUGUUGUGUUGCUGUGUCGUUGUGUUGCUGUGUCGUUGUGUCAUUUAUGUUAUGGGAUCAUUCAAAAAAAUCCCACAAGACAUCAGUGUUGUUUGUUGCACGUUGUUUU